This is a messenger RNA of Miscanthus lutarioriparius, 276 nucleotides long. NCBI's taxonomy places the organism in Eukaryota, Viridiplantae, Streptophyta, Magnoliopsida, Poales, Poaceae. The record is from the annotation of a GenBank genome assembly.
AUGAAGGAAGCGAUUACAGCAGUCCCCAAGAGGAGCGCUACUGCUGCUGCACGUGUACAAGAGCUGGAGGUUGAAGUUGCGGCCGAGAAGCAAGGUGCUGCAGCACUUAGAGAUCAACUUCAUGGCCAGCAGGAUGAGUUGGAAGCGUUGAAGAAAAAGGUUGAGGAAUCAGAGGAAGCAAGGGAGAAGCAGACAGAAGAGAUUGGAAAUUUGAAGAAACAACUAGAUGAAACAAAUGCUCUUCUUCGUCAGUUGUUCACGUUGAACAAGGACUAG